Messenger RNA from Lepus europaeus (European hare), 588 nucleotides. Its product is annotated as keratin, high-sulfur matrix protein, B2B-like. The record is from RefSeq and is a predicted model, not a curated record. Gene Ontology annotation, cellular component: keratin filament. The coding region runs from base 1 to 588 and encodes 195 amino acids. Lineage: Eukaryota; Metazoa; Chordata; Mammalia; Lagomorpha; Leporidae. The transcript has a single exon.
AUGGCCUGCCUUGCCACCAGCUUCUGUGGGUUUCCCAGCUGCUCCACCAGUGGGACCUGCGGCUCCAGCUGUGGCCAGCUCAGCUCUUCUCAAGCCAGCUGCUGCCAGCCAACCUGUUCACAGGCCAGUUGCUGCCAACCAACCUGCUCCCAGCCCAGCUGCUGCGGAACCAGCUGUGGUCAGAAGUGUGUCUCUGGCGCUGUGAACUGCCGCACCCGGUGGUGCCGCCCUGACUGCCGCGUGGAGGGCACCUGUGUGCCUCCCUGCUGUGUGGUGAGCUGCACUCCCCCAACCUGCUGCCAGCUGCACCAUGCCCAGGCCUCCUGCUGCCGCCCAUCCUACUGUGGACAGUCCUGCUGCCGCCCCGCCUGCUGCUGCCAGCCCACCUGCAGCCAGACCACCUGCUCUGAGCCUACCUGCAACCAGCCCAGCUGCACCCAGCCCACCUGCAGCCAGCCCAGCUGCAGCCAGCCCACCAGCUGUGAGCCCAGCUGCACCCAGCCCAGCUGCACCCAGCCCACCAGCUGUGAGCCUACUUGCAGCCAGCCCAGCUGCACCCAGCCCACCUGCAGCCAGCCCACCUGUUAA